AGACAAUAUCUUUUGCGCCGAGCUGAAAAUAUGGUCAAAUCAUACUUGAAAUAUGAGCAUGCGAGGACCUUCGGGCUCAUUACUUCAAGCCAUGCGAACGCAGUCUGGACUCUCGGCGACAAUUCGUCAAGCAGCGCCCGGAACACUGGGGCUGGUCGAGCUGUUGUCGCAGCAAACGAAGAAGUGCUUUGCUGGGAUGUGAAAAAGGGAGAGCUUUUGAGUCGCUGGAAAGCCAGUGACUGCAAAUCACAGGUGACUGUAAUUGCACAGAGCAAGACGGAUCGCGACAUAUUCGCUGUUGGUUACGAAGAUGGCAGCAUCAGGAUAUGGGAUUCCAAAAUUGCCACUGUUAUUGUCAGUUUCAAUGGGCAUAAGUCAGCGAUCACAAAGCUUGCUUUCGACAAGUCUGGCGUGAGGCUGGCAAGUGGAUCUAGAGAUACAGAUGUGAUCGUCUGGGACUUGAUCGCUGAGGUUGGACUAUUCAAGCUGAGAGGCCACAAGGACCAAAUUACUGGACUGGAAUUUCUUCAGCCGAGUGCACCAAUAACUACGGAGGACGACGAGAUGGCCGUUGACACCGAAGAGGGCGUAUCGGAAGGUUUCCUUCUAACAACUGGCAAAGAUUCUCUCGUGAAAAUCUGGGAUAUCAGCUUGCAACACUGUAUCGAGACACAUGUCGCUCAGUCGAAUGGAGAAUGCUGGGCGCUUGGUAUCUCGCCUGAUGGCAGCGGCUGCAUAACUGCUGGCAAUGAUGGAGAGAUGAAAGUGUGGUCGAUCGACACCAAUGGCCUAUAUGCACUCACGAAAAGUGUUGAUAGGCCUCUCGACCGCCACUAUCUCACAUCACGAGGGCUUUUGCAUAGGCAAGGAAAAGACAAGGCGCUGGAGGUCACCUUCCACCCAAAACUAGAUUUCUUUGCUGUCCAUGGCUCCGAAAAGGCUGUAGAGAUAUGGAGAAUCAAGUCACCUGAAGAAGUUAAGAAGAGCCUUGCCAGGAAACGUAAGAGGAGGCGCGAAAAGCUUGUGGCGGCGGGUAAAGCCAUCGAAGAAAACGACGAUAAGGCCGACGAUGUAUCAAGUGCUGAUAUCUCUGAGGUCUUUGUGCAAUAUGUCAUCGUUAGAACUGGCGGUCGAGUUAAAUCUGCCGACUGGAUAUCCGGCAAGUCGUCAAAAAGUGUUGAACUGCUCGUGUCGACAACAAACAACCAGCUUGAGAUUUACAAGGUACCAACAAAGGAGAAGAAGGCUCAGGCCGAGGGAAUGCCGGAUUAUACGAGGGCAUUCUCAGUCGACCAGCCUGGCCACCGAGUUGAUAUCAGAGCUUUGGCCCUGAGCUCCGACGACAGGAUGCUAGCUUCGGCUUCAAAUGGAAGUCUGAAGAUUUGGAACAUCAAGACCAGGAGUUGUAUUCGAACAUUUGAAUGCGGCUACGCUUUAUGUUGCUCAUUCUUACCGGGUGACAAGAUUGUGGUGGUGGGAACAAAGGCUGGCGAGCUAGAGCUGUUCGAUGUUGCAUCUGCAGUACUAAUUGACACAGUCAAGGCACAUGAGGGAGCAAUUUGGACACUUCAAGUGCAGCCUGAUGGAAGGUCCGUCGUGUCUGGUAGCGCAGACAAGUCUGCAAAAUUCUGGAACUUCGAAAUCGUGCAAGAAGAAAUCCCUGGAACAAAGCGCACGACACCUAAACUACAGUUGGCACACACUCGGACCCUGAAGGUUGCCGACGACGUACUCAGUCUCAAAUUCUCGCCAGAUUCUCGCCUCUUGGCUGUUGCGCUCCUUGAUAACACAGUCAAGGUGUUCUUCAACGACUCUCUCAAGCUCUUCCUAAACCUAUACGGCCACAAACUACCUGUUUUGAAUAUGGAUAUCUCAUUCGACAGCAAGCUUAUUGUAACUUGCUCUGCCGAUAAAAAUGUUCGACUAUGGGGUCUAGAUUUUGGUGAUUGCCACAAGGCCUUCUUUGCCCACCAAGACAGUAUUUUGCAGGUAGCAUUCGUUCCGCAUAACCAGGAUGGAAAUGGGCAUCACUUCUUCAGCAGCAGCAAAGACAAGAUGAUCAAGUACUGGGAUGGAGAUAAAUUCGAGCAGAUUCAGAGAUUAGAUGGGCAUCACGGGGAGAUUUGGGCACUGGCUGUUAGCAGGACCGGAUCGUUCCUUGUUAGUGCCAGUCACGACAAGAGCAUCCGCGUCUGGGAGCAGACUGAUGAGCAAAUCUUCCUCGAGGAAGAGAAGGAGAAAGAGCUGGAGGAAUUGUAUGAGAGCACCCUGACAACCUCGCUAGAGAAGGACGGGAAUGAUGACGACGAAGCUGGCGAUGCAGGCAAGCAAACUAUCGAAACACUCAUGGCCGGAGAAAAGAUCGUCGAGGCUCUAGAACUGGGCGUCGCAGACCAUGAAUUGAUGGAAGAAUACAAGCUGGAAAAGGCAGCCAACCCAAACACAGCUCCACCGCCAAGGAAUCCCCUUUAUUUAGCUCUUGGAAACAUCAGCGCUGAGCAGCAUGUCAUGACCGUCUUACAACGCAUCAAGGCUGCAGCUCUUCAAGAUGCUCUACUCGUCCUUCCUUUCUCGAUACUGCCACUUCUCUUCACCUUUUUGAACAUCUUCGCGGAAAGAUCGAUGAAUAUUCCAUUGACCUGCCGGAUAUUAUUCUCCAUGCUGAAGAUUCACCACAAGCAACUUGUUGCAAGCAAGUCUAUGAAGGUCGUCCUCGAUGGAGUCCGAAAUAACCUGAGGAAGUCUCUGCAGAGACAAAAGGAUCAGAUGGGCUACAACCUUGCUGCACUUCGCAUCGUUGGGACCCAGAUCCAAGAACAUGGCGUCACGGACUACAUAGAUGAAGAGACUUGGGAUGAGGCGGAAAAGAAGGUCGAAAAGAAACGUGGGUUUGUUCACGUAUCGUAAAUGUUGGGGUUUUAUAUAGCAUAGAAAGAUGCGUAUGUAGGAUUUGAGGCCGAGGCUAUGAUAGGAGUAAGGGGAAUCUUAAUACCAGUUUAAAUGUUAUUUUUUCGUGCAAAUAAUAAAUACUU
Molecule: messenger RNA, 3032 nt
Organism: Pseudogymnoascus verrucosus
Lineage: Eukaryota; Fungi; Ascomycota; Leotiomycetes; Thelebolales; Thelebolaceae
Exons: 2
Coding region: 31-2907 (958 amino acids)
Biological process (GO): maturation of SSU-rRNA
Cellular component (GO): Pwp2p-containing subcomplex of 90S preribosome; small-subunit processome
Molecular function (GO): protein binding; snoRNA binding
Source: RefSeq, a predicted model, not a curated record